CGGUCUCAGUAGUACGCGCUUCUUUCGAUCAGCAAUAGUUCAACCGUCGGACAAGUGCGCAAUCCAGUCCACUUUGUGCCACUGUCGCGCGAAUAUCACUUCCAAGUCUCUCUAUUGAAUUACAGUCAUUGCUGGACACAUGAUCGUCCAAAAAUGCCUCCCACUUCACCCACCAAAACAACUGCAUCGACCUUGAACUUGGUCGGCGCCUUGCAGGGCCUACUGCGGCUGGCGCUGUUUUCGACGAUCACAAGCGUGGUGAUCGGCAGCGGUUACUUCGAUCGAGUGGCCGGGCUACCAUGUGCGUUACGUCAGUACCCGACCGGUUCGGUGUGCGUGUGCAAUGUGACCUACUGCGAUACGUUGGAGUUCGAGGAUCCGAGUCAGCCGGGGGAGUUCGUGCUGGUUACGAGCAGCAAAAAUGGCACCAGGUUCGGGCAGUCCCGCGGAAGAUUUGUCCGGGCGGAUAAUGUGACGUUUUUGCCAGAGGUGGGCCUGUUGCCUAGGCUACGGGUGGCGAGGAGUACGCGACCGGUCAGCAUUGAAGUUAAUCGAGAGAAGAAGUUUCAAAAAAUUGUUGGGUUUGGAGGAGCGUUUACAGGGGCCGUGUCGUACAAUUUGGGGCUGUUGAAGCCAGAAUUGAGGAAGAGCAUGUAUCGUUCGUAUUACUCGAAGAAGGUCGGGAUCGGGUAUAAUAUGAUGAGGAUUCCUAUCGGAGGCUGCGAUUUUGACUUGAAACCUUGGGCGUAUAAUGAGUCGCCGAUGGAUGAUAAGGCGUUGGGAAAUUUCACCGAGCUGGACAUUCGGGAUGUGGUGAAGAUCGAGCAGAUCAAGGAGUUGAUGGAGGUUACGGAUAACAAGGAUAUCAAGUUUAUGGGUGCGGCAUGGAGUCCUCCACGGUGGAUGAAAUCCAACGGCGAUUGGAGUGGGUCCAGUCGGCUGAAGCCGGAAUACUACCAGACGUGGGCAGAUUAUCACAUCAAGUAUUUGAAGCUGAUGAAGGAUGCUGGGAUGAACUACUGGGCGAUAUCUACAGGAAACGAACCGAUGAAUGCCGUGAUUGGAUUUCUGUUCAUUCGGUUCAUGAGCCUAGGUUGGGUGGCGACAAACCAAGGAAAAUGGGUUGCCAAGAAUUUGGGACCGGCGUUACGAAAUUCAGAGUUCAAGGACGUCAAACUAUUUGCGGGAGAUGAUCAGCGAUACACAUUCCCGUGGUGGUUUUCACAGAUGGACCAGGGACAUCCGGAUGCUACAAAAUACGUAGAUGGGUUAGCCGUGCAUUGGUACUGGGAUGGAGUGACACCUCCUUCACUAUUGGAUCAAGCAGCCCAUCUAUAUCCGGACAAACUGAUCUUCAACACAGAGGCGUCCCUGGGUGAUAAGCCUUUCCAAACGCAUGGACCUAUCCUCGGAUCAUGGGAUCGUGCAGAGUCCUACAUAACUUACAUUAUGCAAGAUCUGCAACAUAGCGUGCACGGAUGGAUAGAUUGGAAUUUACUACUAAACGAGAUUGGUGGUCCAAACUACGCCAACAACUAUGUGGAGACUGCAGUCGUUAUCAACGGAACUACAGGUAACGAGGUGUACAAACAACCGAUAUUCUAUGGUUUAGGUCAUUUCUCGCGAUUCAUCACGGAAGGAUCCGUCCGGAUAGAAGUAACCAGCGACGAUUCAGGAAUGAUCGUAGUAGGCUUUCAGCGACCUGAUAAUAAAACAGUUCUAGUUUUUUACAACAAAAAAUCCAGCCCGUGCGAGUUAACGAUCCGCGAUCCGGAGCGAGGCCUGACUCAACUGCAGAUCCCGGCCAAGUCGGUGCAUUCCAUUCUCUACGCUUAAUUGAAAUUAGUUUAGUCACACGACGAAAUUUGUAAUGUAAAGACAAUAUAAGACCAAAAAUAAGCCCUAA
Messenger RNA from Aedes albopictus (Asian tiger mosquito), 1906 nucleotides. RefSeq names its product lysosomal acid glucosylceramidase. The record is from RefSeq and is a predicted model, not a curated record. Gene Ontology annotation, biological process: glucosylceramide catabolic process. Lineage: Eukaryota; Metazoa; Arthropoda; Insecta; Diptera; Culicidae. Gene Ontology annotation, molecular function: glucosylceramidase activity. Bases 154 to 1836 code for a protein of 560 amino acids. The transcript has 3 exons.